Sphaeramia orbicularis (orbiculate cardinalfish) is the source of this 3630-nucleotide messenger RNA. RefSeq names its product glycogen synthase kinase-3 beta-like. Gene Ontology annotation, cellular component: axon; cytoplasm; cytosol. The coding region runs from base 163 to 1479 and encodes 438 amino acids. Gene Ontology annotation, biological process: insulin receptor signaling pathway; regulation of microtubule cytoskeleton organization; peptidyl-threonine phosphorylation. The transcript has 11 exons. Gene Ontology annotation, molecular function: protein serine/threonine kinase activity; ATP binding. NCBI's taxonomy places the organism in Eukaryota, Metazoa, Chordata, Actinopteri, Kurtiformes, Apogonidae. The record is from RefSeq and is a predicted model, not a curated record.
UUCUGGGUGUCUAGCAACAGCUACCAGCCUAGACAGCCGGCGGCAACGGGAGCGGUGUUUUUCGGUGUGUCUUCCACGAUUAUACGGUGCCUGGUAUUCUCAAUAAAGAGUCGCUUGGCUGAAAGAAGGGGGAAAAGUCAACCCUGACCCCUGCACAGAGAUAUGAGCGGCAGCGGGCGGCCCAGGACCAGCUCGUUUGCUGAGCCGCCAGGUGUUCCAGGAGCCGCCGCUGCGUCCACCGGAUCAGCCGCUGCCGUGGGGAGCAGCACAGGAAAGUCCGGGGUCCCGCAGGCCUCCGGCAGUAGCUCGUCAGGAUGUUCGAACCUCAAGCUUGCCAGAGACAGUGGAAAGGUGACGACGGUCGUGGCCACACCAGGUCAGGGACCGGACCGCCCACAGGAAGUGUCCUACACUGACAUUAAGGUGAUCGGUAAUGGCUCGUUUGGUGUUGUGUACCAAGCCCGCCUCAUCGACAGCCAAGAGAUGGUGGCCAUCAAAAAGGUUCUGCAGGAUAAGAGGUUCAAGAAUCGGGAACUACAGAUCAUGAGGAAGCUUGACCACUGCAACAUUGUUAGGCUACGUUACUUCUUCUACUCCAGUGGGGAGAAGAAAGAUGAAGUGUACCUCAACCUAGUCCUGGACUUUGUCCCUGAGACGGUCUACCGGGUUGCCAGGCAUUUUAACAAGGCCAAGAGCAUCAUUCCUAUCAUAUAUGUCAAGGUGUACAUGUACCAGUUAUUCCGCAGUCUGGCUUAUAUCCAUUCCCAAGGUGUGUGUCACAGAGACAUCAAGCCCCAAAACCUGCUCGUCGACCCAGAAACUGCCAUCCUCAAGCUCUGCGACUUUGGCAGCGCCAAGCAGCUGGUCCGUGGUGAACCCAAUGUGUCGUAUAUCUGCUCACGGUAUUAUCGCGCCCCCGAACUCAUUUUUGGCGCCACAGAUUAUACGGCAAACAUUGACAUCUGGUCAGCAGGUUGUGUACUGGCUGAGCUGCUGCUCGGACAGCCCAUCUUCCCCGGUGACAGUGGAGUGGACCAACUAGUAGAGAUUAUCAAGGUACUAGGAACUCCAACCAGGGAGCAAAUCCGAGAGAUGAACCCAAACUACACAGAAUUCAAGUUUCCUCAGAUUAAAGCUCAUCCAUGGACCAAGGUGUUCAAGCCUCGGACCCCCCCGGAGGCCAUCGCCCUCUGCUCCAGGCUCCUGGAGUACACACCGGCCUCCCGCCUCUCCCCACUAGAGGCCUGUUCACAUGCCUUUUUCGACGAGCUGCGCCAGCCUAACACACGACUGCCCAGUGGCCGAGAACUGCCCAUGCUCUUCAACUUUAGCACCACAGAGCUGUCAAUCCAACCCCAGCUGAACUCGACCCUCAUUCCUCCUCACGCUCGCUCUCACACAGCUGCUUCCGCCCACGAUGGUACCGGUUCAGACUCAUCUCAACACAGUUCAGUACCAGGAUCUCUGAACAGCAUCUGAAGCAGCCUCUGAGCCGCCUGCCUGCCCGUCAGCCUCACCUUCAUCUCAGACACACACACUCACACUCCUCUGCUUUCCCUCGUGCUGCUUCCCUCCUCCUGUAGACCAUGUUUCUGUACAGUAAACCAGUAGUUCUCGAGCUGCAGGAGAUUGUUACACCCUCGCAGACUUACCUCGGUGCUGCUAGAGCGGUAUGUGAAGGUUCAGUAGUGGGGGCUGGUCCUCUGUGAUACAACCUUUUUUUUUUUCUUUUUUUUUUUUUUUAAAUCGACAUUCUUCUUUAUUUUUGUGUUUAUUUAUUUGAAAGCAUCAUCUGAUAAUGACAUUUUGCCUCUAGAGGUUUUCCUUUUUUCACCUCAGAUUAUUUUUUUAUUCAGUCUUUGUACAUCCCUGAUGCUGGGGGGUGGGGUGGGGGGGGUGGACUGUACACUGCCUGAACAGAAUUGGUCCCAAGUUUUAUUAUCAGGGUAAAUGAAAUUCAGAAUUCAUCUCAGGGCUCGAUAAAUCCCUAAAUUCCCCUCCGCGGAGUAAUUUAAACAACAGUCCAAACCGUCGAUCGUCGUUCGCUAACGUGGCUGGUAGAGAAAAACUCGUCAGUAGAUGGUAGCAUUUAGACUUGUUUGGGUGUCACGUGUAGUGUGUGUUUCAGUAUUUUUUGGCGUUAAAAUCCCAACAGCCAGGAUUUAUCAAACAGAGGUGAAAACAAUCAGCCACCAGCUAAAUGCUGCCAUUAUUUAAGAGGCUUUUAUGUAAUAAAAGUGAAAAAUGGUCCCCUGACAUGUUGGACGCUGUUCUAAAUGGACCAAAAAGGUGGACGUAUAUGGUCUUUUCGAGGGCAUUUGCAUGUAAACAUAGGUCAAAUUAGCUUUUAACUCGUUUGAUGUGACUUUUUUUCCCCCCCUAAAUCAUUUCCACUUCCAGAAAGACCUAAGAUGAUUGGAUAUUUUAGAACUGUAAGGAUUGUCUGUAUGAAUGUGAUGCAAAAGCAGCUGAAAGAUUUGAAUCCACAAAUGGAGGCUUGUGUUAUCGUCUGUCAAAGUAGAUCUUCUGCUUUGCUCUUAGAUGACUUUAGUGCCCAGGGCGCUUCUUUAUCUGUUUUACCAACCAGUUCACAGCAUCUGGUUGAUUUUAACGCUGGAAAUAAGCUCAUUAUGGCAAUGAAAAAUGUAGCAGAUCCCUUUAAAUUCAACAGAACAGAGUAGGAUAUUAGGACGUAUUCUGAUUUAUAACAUAAUCACUAACAAUUUAUAUUUAAGGCUCACUAAUGAAAUGAAAUAGUCAAAUUCAACUCAGUUGAAGCUUCUAGAUAAAAAAAAUGCAGCAGGGUGUUUUUAAUGGACUCGCCUGUAAAUGACUUUCACUUUUAUCGUGCAAGAAAACACCUGUGCCCAGAAAUAUCUUAAAGGACUAUUAAACUAAACCUGACAGUAGAAUCUAACACCUGUAUUAACAUAGUGUUUCAGUUUACGCCUUGUUAAUCUGUUUUUAACCUUCAUUCUUAUGGGUAAAUGCGAUCCAGUUUGGAUAAGGAGUCAGGCUUCUAUUUUAAGAGAAUGUUUUAAAAGGACUACUGUUGUAGAGAUUUACAAUUCACCUUCUACUCUUUUUUUUUUUUUUUUUGCUUUCACACCCUUUUAAAGUGUACAUUAUUUAACAAAUUCAGUGGACUGGUUUGGUCGCUUCUGAUUUAUCAUUUAACUUUUAACAUCUGUUUUAAUUCACAUCCAGUAAUAAAAGUCGGCACCUGUUAAAUUAUAACAUAAAUCAAAUAGAUCACAGGCACAAAAUAGGGCUGGGUGAUACAGAUAAAUACAAAUAACUAUCAUGGAGAGUUAUAAUAAAGUAUUCUGAUCCUAUUUAAGUGAUUGGAAAUUUUCAGAAAUCCACAGGUAAAACAUUCAAAUAAUUCUGAUAAAAUGUGCAACAUCAUAAUACAUAUGAGUAAAGUCAAGUAAAAAACAAUAAAAUGUUAGUACUCUAGCUAAAAAUAUCAACAAAAACAUCCCUAAAUACAAAAUAUAUAUAUAAAAAAUAAAGGAACACUGAAUCUUAUUUUAUAUUUUAUCACCCAGCCCUAACAGUCUUAUUUUUUUUUAAAGAGGAAAUCCCCUUUAGUUCACAGAUCAAUCCAGUCCUUGUUUAAUUAUGUAG